GCAGGACCUAAUGAGUAUCCAGGCGCAUAUCGGAGUACUUGCGCGCGUCGACUGCAUACACUAGAGUCGACAAUGACAUAGUCGCCUCUCGAAUGUAUCGGACACCGGGCACCUCUGACCCACGCUCACCCGGUAACAUGGCCCAGUUGCAGAAACACAAGGCAGAGCUCUUCAGUAACCGCGACAAGGCCUUGUCUGCCGUCGCCGAUCAACGCAUAUGGCCUAUCGACCCACGAAUGGGCCCCUCGGAAGCGCAAGAGAAGCAACGCGCCGAGGCCCUUGACGAACUCGCUGCCUUCGCGAAAGCAGUCUCUGACCUGUACGAGCUCAUGACGGACGUCUUCGCGCGCCAUAAGAAGCAGCAGGAGCAGGAGCUCGAGGACGCGAAAGCGGAGGAAGAGGCCUCGCGCAAGCGCUCGCGCGAGGACGAGGAGGCGCCCGCGGGGCCGGAGCAGGAGAUGGCAGACAUAUUGUCGAGGCUGGAGCUCGAAACGCGCGAGAUGAAGGCCAGUUUCGCGGACCAGGAGGCUGAGAUCCACGAGGACGUGGACAACCAGGUGCUCGAGCUCUGCGAUGCGCUCGGGGCGCCCGAGACCAUCGACGUCGACGAGCCCGAGGACGACGAGGACCUGCCGACCCCGGAAGAGCGUACCGAGGAGCAGACGCGCGACAUGGAGCGGCUCGGCCGGAACGUCGUCGACGUCGCGCAGACGCUCGCCUCCAACGAGGGCGCGCACCAGGUGGUCAUCAGGCAGCGCGACGAGAUCGCGAAGCUGCGCGCGGAGGUCGCAGAGUUCGAUCAGGAGGCGCCGCAGCUGCAGAAGGAGCUUGAGGAGCUCACGGCGCGGCAGGCGAAGCUGGAGGAGGAGCUAAGUGCGCUGAUCCUGGCGUUCGAGGCGCACGUCGCGCGGCACCCACCCACGCCGCCUCGGUCGCCCAUGCACCAGCCGAUGUCGCUGUUGGAGGUCCCGGGGUAUCUAUCGCUGGAGCGGACGGAGGAGGGCGCGCCUGCACCGAUCGAAGAGGACAUUGCGCAGGAAGUGCGCGCCCGGUUGAUGCCGAUGCUGAUGAAUGCGCGGGACGAGGUCGGGCGGGCUUUCGCCACCGAGGGCGUGGAGUUGGUGGGCACGAUCAAGCCGCAGCUGGCGAAGGUCGUGCGCGCGAUGGAGGUGAUGGCGCAGGUGGAGGCCGCGUCCGUCCGCCCUGUGCCUACUGCCCCGAUGGGUGUCUGGGGUGCCCGUCCGGCAUAGUGUGCUACCCUUUUGCGUGCCAGUCACAUUAUUAUCCUUGCUUUCUUGCUCACCCUUUGCUGCCUGUUCUUGCUUUGACAUCACUCGCUUCUUGUCCCUGCAUUCUCACAUGUUCUAAUAAUACGACCAUCUCAUCCACCAUUUCUUGACUGUCACAUAACAUGUAACGAUAGACAUAGUAAUAGAAUCUAAUCAAUGGUAGUUGUACUUCAGAGC
Messenger RNA from Schizophyllum commune H4-8, 1466 nucleotides. RefSeq lists its product as uncharacterized. The record is from RefSeq and is a predicted model, not a curated record. Lineage: Eukaryota; Fungi; Basidiomycota; Agaricomycetes; Agaricales; Schizophyllaceae. The coding region runs from base 93 to 1250 and encodes 385 amino acids. The transcript has a single exon.